Molecule: messenger RNA, 3685 nt
Organism: Onthophagus taurus
Lineage: Eukaryota; Metazoa; Arthropoda; Insecta; Coleoptera; Scarabaeidae
Source: RefSeq, a predicted model, not a curated record
CUUUGUUUCAACUAACGUUAUAACUGGUUUUAAGCUCGUCAGAUGUAAUCUCACAUGCCAUAUGAUGCAGUGAUAUUCAAAUGUGGUGGCAUUAUUUGACAGGUCUAAUUGCCAUAGGUAAUUGCAUUUGAGGAAUUCCCAACCAGUCGAAACGUUAAUUGGAACACUUAUUCUGUGGUUGGAGUUUUUAUUCAUAUAUAUAAACCCAAUCCAACCUGUAUUCUAGUGGUUCGGUUCUUAGCUGAAUAAUUCCAAAAUAUCCCUAACAGAUGGCGCUAUUUUCUAUGAUGUUUACUCAGCGGACCUUGAUGUUUAUUAUAAAUGUCAAAAUCAAAAACAUAACCUAAAAUUUCAAAAAAAAUUAUUUUAUUUUUUAGUUGAUUCAAAAGGUUAUAAUUUUCUACACACUACAAUUAAAAAGGGCGAUAUUGAAAGCGUUUUAUUUUUACUUUCAAUUAAUGCGAACGUAAAUUCGAGGGUUCAAGAUACGAGUUUAUCUCCGUGUUUAUAUUUGGCGGCUCAAUAUGGGACUCUCGUAAGAAGUUUUUUGUAGGCGGUGGCGAGGAUUGAAGAUGUUGAUAGCUCAAAACGAAAAUGUUGCUUCGGAAUGCGGUAAUACCCCGAUUGUUGCUGCGAUACCUACAAAAUCAUAUUCCUUAUAAUGCUACGGAUACAAACGGAGAUAAUGCGCUUCAUGUUGCGGUUAGGGAAGGUCAUUUAAACGUCAGUUGCUCACCCCAUCUAUCGGUAAUAAAAUUAAAUUUUAUGUUUGACAUAUUAAAAUCAGGUGUUGGAUUUCUUCCUAAAAUUAUUACAUUUUACGAAAAAAGAAACUUAGUGGAACCUAAAAACCCAUCAUAAAGUGUUUUUGAAGAUCCAAAGUGUUUAUUUAAAGUUAUUUUAUGCUCCACGAAGAGAUUUUUCGUCCUAAAUCAAUAUGUGAAGUUCAAUCGAAAGAACUAACCUAACUUUUUUCCGUCAAUUUAAAAUUUUUGGGAUUUUAAAAUAUCUGGAUAAUUUAUUAAAAUAGAAAGAUGAGUUGCUCACCCCAUCUAUCGGUAAUCACCUAAAUUCAAAUUUAUAUUUGACAUAUUAAAAUCAGCUGUUGCAUUUCUUCAUAAUAUUAUUAAAUUUUAUGAAGAAAGAAACCUAAUAGAACCUAAGAACACGUCGUAACACGUUUAUGGAGAUCCAAACUGUUUAUUUAAAGUGAUUUUAUGGUCCACGAAGAGAUUUUCCGCCCUAAAUCAAUCUGUGAAGUUUCCAACCUAACUUCUCUCCGUCAAUUUAAAAUUUUUGGGAUUUAAAAGAAAAGGGUUUAUUUAUUAUAAUAAAAGAAUAUUAUUAAAUUUUAUGAAGAAAAAAACUUUAAUUGAACCUAAAAAUCCAUCAUAACGCAUUUUUGAAGAUCCAAAUUCUAGUCUUGUAAUCUAUUUAACCGUGCCCUUGAAAAGGUGUUACGUGAAUCACAGGUGAACCUGAUUGGGACGAUUAUAUGAAGAGUGUACAAAAUGGACUAUGAAGAAGACGAUAUAACUUCGAAUUAUAUCAGGCAUACAACGACAUGGACGUGGUUCAAUUUAUCAAAAUCAACUGCUUGAGAUGGGUGGGUCAUGUUCAUGUGAUAAGAAUUGAGGAAGAUGAGUAUGAGACAAGUAUAGCAAUAUUGAACAAACUGGUCGGAACCAGAAGAUGAGGAGAAUGAAGCUGAGAGAUCGAAAAGAGGAACUAAAACUAAUGGGAAUGUUGGAGAAGGGUGAGAGACAGAGAAGACUGGAAGGAUAUUCUGAGGCAGGCCAGGGCCCCCUCAAUGAUGAACAAGCUUGAAAAUUGACGCAAGCGCUUCGGGAACCCUCGAAUUUCAAGAGAGAAUUGCAACCCCCUGUAAAAUAGCAAUGCGGAGUACUGUUGGCGUCCAGUUCAGCCGGCGGCGCCCCGGCGUACAAAACACGCGAUGUGGUCGUGGGACGCCGGAAGUGGAGCGCGCGCGAUCCUCUUCAUGUUCACCGCAAACUUCUUCGGACCCGCAGCCCUCGGAAAAUUGGAUUCAAUACAUGACAGCCCAAAGUUCACCACGCCGAUAGCCAACGUCACGGUACCCGUGGGACGUGAGGCCAUCCUCGAAUGUGUUGUCGACAACCUAUCCAACUUUAGGAUUGCUUGGUUAAGAGUUGAUACCCAAACCAUCUUAACUAUUUACAUACACGUUAUUACGAAGAAUCAUCGCAUCAACGUGAGCCAUAGCGAGCACAAAACUUGGUAUCUCCAUAUAAGGGAUGUUCGAGAAUCCGAUAGGGGCUGGUAUAUGUGUCAGAUUAACACUGAUCCGAUGAAAAGUCAAAUUGGAUACUUGGAUGUUGUUGUUCCUCCCGAUAUUUUGGAUUAUCCGACGUCUACGGAUAUGGUCGUUCGUGAAGGAUCUAACGUAAGUCUUCGAUGUGCUGCAACCGGCUCCCCAGAGCCUAUGAUUGCUUGGAGAAGAGAAGGUGGUGAACCGAUUCCUAUUGGGAAUGGGUUAGAAGCGCCGUCGAUCGAAGGGAGCAUCUUCAAUAUUACCAGGGUUAACAGACUCCAUAUGGGUCCCUACUUGUGUAUAGCAUCGAAUGGAGUUCCUCCAUCCGUUAGUAAAAGAAUCAGUUUAAUAGUUCACUUUCCUCCAAUGAUUUGGAUCCAAAAUCAGCUUGUUGGUGCGAUGAUUGCGCAAGAAAUUACAUUGGAGUGUCAUUCGGAAGCUUACCCUAAAUCAAUCAAUUAUUGGACUAAAGAUGGUGGAAACAUUAUCUCGCAAGGGGCGAAAUAUGAACCUAUUAUGGUAGACAACGCUUACAAAGUCCACAUGAAAUUAACCAUAAAAUCAGUCGGUCAAAACGAUUACGGAUCUUAUAAAUGCGUCUCGAAGAAUUCUUUGGGCGAAACAGAUGGAACAAUUAAAUUAUAUCAUAUCCCAUCGCCUUCAACGGAAGCUGAAGAAACAACCACACCAACUACAACACUUGUUACAAAACCCACAUUUAAAGAGUUUACAACAAAGCUCCCUAAGAAAAAGAAACAGAAGUCAACGGAAAGUUCUGGAAGCAGUAAUGUUAUAACUGAUACGAAACCAACGAAAGGAAGGGAUAUUCGCCAAAGAAGUAGCCCGAAUGAUCUAAACAAAGAAAAAUUAGCUGCAAUUAAUGAUAUUGCACCAUCUCUACCGAGUAAAGCUAAUAUUAAUGGUGUUAGAAGUAGUAAAUGUUGUUAUAAAGUUGGAUUUUGGGUUUGUUUAUAUUUUAUGAUGGCUUUUAGGAAGAUUUAAAGUAAAACGGAUUGUUGAAAAAAAUUUUAUUGGAAUUUGUGUAUAUAAUAAAAAAAUAUUUUAUUUCCUUGUACCUGCUCUUGAUCGUUUUGUAUUUUAUGCUAUGUCAAUGAUUAUUGGAAGAUCCUCAUAAUCAUUGGCGACUAAAUUUCUAUUAAAUUGUAAAUAUAUUAAUUGUUUAUAUUAAAGAAAAAAACAGUUAAUGAAAUUGGGAAAAAAAUAAAUUAAUGUCGAUAGAAUCUUAAAACCUAACUAAGAAAUGCUUCUAAUUUUAAUUAAAAAAAACUGAAUUAAUUUUGUAAAUAAAUGUAUUUCGACUAAAUCACUUUGUGUACAGUCAAUUAAAAAAUUCAUGUAUUAAAAUUAAUUAAUAAACCAUCUAAGGAACGA